This is a messenger RNA of Cladophialophora bantiana CBS 173.52, 369 nucleotides long. RefSeq lists its product as uncharacterized. Lineage: Eukaryota; Fungi; Ascomycota; Eurotiomycetes; Chaetothyriales; Herpotrichiellaceae. Gene Ontology annotation, biological process: fatty acid beta-oxidation using acyl-CoA oxidase; lipid homeostasis. The record is from RefSeq and is a predicted model, not a curated record. Gene Ontology annotation, cellular component: peroxisome. The transcript has a single exon. Gene Ontology annotation, molecular function: acyl-CoA oxidase activity; fatty acid binding; FAD binding. Bases 1 to 369 code for a protein of 122 amino acids.
AUGGGCCGGUCCAAGCGAAAAGCCUACGAAGAAUACACCGUCACGAUGCUCAAGACUGGCAAUACAAGCGAGCUUGAGGACCUGAAUCUCUAUAUCGUAAGACUAAAUGUCUAUUCGACCAACCUGGCAUGCCUGAGCGUCCAGACCCGCCACAUCGCCUGUGGUGGUCAUGGGUACAGCGCCCUCUCUGGAUUCGGCCGAAAGUAUGCCCACACUGUGAAUGCCGUGACCUACGAGGGUGACAACUAUGUCAUCGGCCAGCAAGUGACGAGGGCAAUCCUGAAGGACUACCGACGAAAUUCGACUUCAGUUCCUCGAGCCUCGCUUACUUGGAAUUGCGUCAACCAGGACGCGAAGCUAGAAUCCUAA